AUGGGUGCCUGGAUUCUGCCGUUGCUAGGCGUGGCGCCUUAUGCUCCGGAAGGCAUAGAGCAGGCGAAAAAGCAGACUGCUCAAGCUAUUCAGAUCUUCGAGAACCAUCUGCAGGAUAAGAGAUACCUCGUGGCAGAUCGCUUGACCUUAGCGGAUCUGUUCUGCGCCGGGCUGGUUAGUUUCGGCUUUGCAAAAGUCUUUGACAAGGUCUGGAGAGCACGAUUUCCUUGCUUCACGGCCUGGUAUGAGAUGACAACAGCCUUGGAUAUGUACCGAGCAGUUGUCCCUAAUAUUGUCAUGGUAGAUACUGCUCUAGGACCACCACACCCAUCCAUGAGAGGCAGUUAUACUGCAGACGAUUAG
This is a messenger RNA of Aureobasidium musti, 363 nucleotides long. The record is from the annotation of a GenBank genome assembly. NCBI's taxonomy places the organism in Eukaryota, Fungi, Ascomycota, Dothideomycetes, Dothideales, Saccotheciaceae.